This is a messenger RNA of Sphaerodactylus townsendi, 505 nucleotides long. Its product is annotated as F-actin-capping protein subunit beta-like. The transcript has a single exon. The record is from RefSeq and is a predicted model, not a curated record. Lineage: Eukaryota; Metazoa; Chordata; Lepidosauria; Squamata; Sphaerodactylidae. Gene Ontology annotation, molecular function: actin filament binding. Bases 70 to 387 code for a protein of 105 amino acids. Gene Ontology annotation, cellular component: F-actin capping protein complex; cytoplasm. Gene Ontology annotation, biological process: barbed-end actin filament capping; regulation of lamellipodium assembly; actin cytoskeleton organization.
GAGGCCGGAUGGAGGGACCGAGCGCCGCCUCCUCUGCUGCCCGAGAGAGACCAGGCCUGCCGAGCCAACAUGGGUGACCAGCAGCUGGAUUGUGCCUUGGAUUUGAUGAGGCACCUGCCUCCCCAGCAGAUUGAGAAGAACCUCAGUGAUCUGAUCGAUUUGGUCCCAAGUCUCUGUGAAGAUCUUCUGUCUUCAGUUGACCAGCCUUUAAAGAUUGCUCUUGACAAGGUGGUGGGGAAGGACUACCUCCUGUGCGAUUACAACAGAGAUGGAGACUCAUACAGGUCACCCUGGAGUACCAAAUACAACCCCCCUCUGGAAGACGGUGCCAUGCCGUCCACUCGCCUACGCAAGCUGGAGAUGGAAGCAAACAAUGCCUUUGACUAGGACAGAGACUUGUAUUUUGAAGGAGGCGUUUCCUCUGUCUACCUCUGGGAUCUGGAUCAUGGAUUUGCAGGCGUGAUCCUAAUCAAGAAAGCUGGCGACGGAUCAAAGAAGAUCAAGG